AUGCAGGCGCGGGGGAAGAUCCAUGCGCGCCGACAAAAAAGUUGCGCCAGCUUCAAGCAACUCUCCGCGCGCAUUGGACAUGGACCAGCGUACACAAUCAAGGACAUGAAGAGAACAUACGUGCCCGUUCCCGGCUCUAAGCCGAAGCCGAAAGCCAAAGACACGCCCUCGAAGGUGCAAUUGAGCCAGGAAUUCAUUGGCAGCGACUCCGACUCCCCAGCCGAGACGGCGCCCAAGCCGAAGCCGAAGACGACCAUCGCCGUACACCGACCAACCGCAGCGGCCAAAUCGAAGGAGAAGCCGAGUAAAAAGGACACUGCGGCGCCAAAGCCCCAGCCAAAAGCGAAGCCUGCACCAAAAGAGCCUACGCCGGCGACGGUCGUGACCCAAGCGCAAGCUGACGAGCUUUCGACCCCAGAACAGACGGACGAUGACGAUGUACCGACGCGAGACAUACAGACGAAGCUUGCGGAGAGGGAUGCAAGCGCGAGCGAAAGCGACAGUGGCAGCAGCGACAGUGGCAGCAGCGACGAAUCUUUUGCAAAUGAAGCACCCCAACUUGCGCAAGCGCGACCAUCGCAAACGCAGCCACAUAGCGUAGAGUUCCGCCCAGCGCAGGCGUUCGUGCCACCCAAAGGCUUCACUGCUGUGACCUGCAACGACAAGACCAUGUCUAAGUCGGCGCGCAUCUUCGACAACCUUGAGGGCAAGCAGAUAUGGCACAUCACAGCACCUGUAGGUGUCUCGUUGAACGACCUGAAGGAGAUAGCCAUGGACAGUGCCCUGAACGGUGGAGCUGUUUUGCAGCACAAGGGCACGAGCUACGGCUUCUCAACAUCAGAAGAGAGAGAGCAUAGUCUCCGUCUCCAGGCUGCGGUCCAGCUUCCCAAGUUGACCUCUCUCCAAGCUGACCAGAAUACUGGCUCAGAAGCGGCAGCUUCCAUCACACGAUCUACUAUUCGCGCACCUCGACCACAGCUGAAAGGCCUGAAGAUGCGCUUUCUUCCGAUCGGUUUCGGUAGCGGAGACAUAGGAACGCUCGGAGAUUCGGACAGCGAAGGAGACACGCCACAAGAGACGGCAGGGCUCGGAAUGCCCAACGAGCUCAAUCUGCCGUCGCGGAAGGAGAAGCGGAAACACACCGAGUUGAACGGAGACAGCAGGAUAGAACCGCCAUCGAAGAAACCCAAGAAGCCUCGGACUGCCGAGGAUGUCCAGCGCAAGGAGGAGCGCAGAGCAAGGAAGGAGAAAAAGCGUGCCCAAGCUUCGGUGGAAUCGAAAUCUUGA
This is a messenger RNA of Parastagonospora nodorum SN15, 1287 nucleotides long. RefSeq lists its product as hypothetical. Gene Ontology annotation, biological process: transcription by RNA polymerase I. NCBI's taxonomy places the organism in Eukaryota, Fungi, Ascomycota, Dothideomycetes, Pleosporales, Phaeosphaeriaceae. The record is from RefSeq and is a predicted model, not a curated record. The transcript has 3 exons. Bases 1 to 1287 code for a protein of 428 amino acids.